AACUGUCCGUCACGUGACACUGAGCGAACUGACGCAUAGAUGCGUCACCGCGAGGGGGAAGAAAACACCCGUUCAAUUGUAUCCCCCGCUCAAACAACGCUGCUCCUAUGCUAGUCCGUUGCAGAGUCAGCGCCCUUUCUGGUCAGGUGACUAUAGCGUGGGUCACAUGAUGCAGAGGGGAGCCUGAGAAGCGUGUGUGCUUGCAGCGCCGGGAUUCUUCGGCUGCAGAAGCCGGUAUGACCCUGGAGGAGGCGGCUUUAUCUCAUGGUCCUGCUACAGCCGCCAGCUUGCUCUUUGUUUUCUCGCGUCGCGGCUGCUUCUUCUCCUCGGACAAGGAUGUUGCGGCUGUGGGGUUUGGCGCUGCUGGGCUGGAGUGCGGCGUUGGUCGCAGCCGCUGCUCCUCGGAACGGGACUUACUGGCUGGACGACGCGGUCGGGCUGGCUCGCGAAUUCGACGGCAUCGGGGCGGUCAGCGGCGGCGGGGCUACCUCCCGGCUUCUAGUGAAUUACCCAGAACCUUAUCGCUCUCAGAUUUUAGAUUACCUCUUUAAGCCAAAUUUUGGAGCUGCUUUGCAUAUCCUCAAAGUAGAAAUUGGUGGUGAUGCACAGUCAACAGAUGGGACAGAGCCAUCUCACAUGCACUAUGAAGAUGACGAAAAUUAUUUCCGUGGUUAUGAAUGGUGGCUGAUGAAAGAAGCUAAAAAGAGGAACCCAAACAUUAAAUUGAUCGGAUUGCCAUGGGCUUUCCCAGGAUGGGUUGGGAAGGGUAAGAACUGGCCGUAUGAUUAUCCGGAUGUGACAGCUUUUUACAUUGUCUCCUGGAUUAUAGGUGCUAAAAGGUUUCAUGAUUUGGACAUCGACUACAUUGGGAUUUGGAAUGAACGGUCUUUUAACAGUAAAUACAUCAAGGUACUCCGUGGCACUAUGGACAGAGUGGGUGUACAGAACGUUGGCAUUAUCGCUGCGGAUGGAGAGUGGGACAUUGCCAAACAAAUGCUAGUUGAUCCCUAUCUUUAUGCUGCUGUUGAGAUAGUAGGGGCUCACUAUCCAGGGACAAGAACAGUGCCUGAAGCCUUGUUGACCAAAAAGAAACUCUGGUCUUCAGAAGACUACAGCACCUUCAACAAUGAAGUGGGUGGAGGUUGCUGGGCACGGAUCCUAAACCAAAACUAUGUGAAUGGGAAGAUGACCGCCACUAUUGCUUGGAAUUUAGUGUCUAGCUACUAUGAAGAGUUACCUUUUGGUCGGUGUGGCUUAAUGACAGCACAAGAGCCGUGGAGUGGAUCUUACACUGUGAAUUCUCCCAUAUGGAUCACAGCGCACACAACCCAGUUCACACAACCUGGCUGGCACUACCUGCAAGUAGAUGGACAUUUGGAAGGAGGCGGCAGCUAUGUGGCUCUGACUGAUGGACAAGGCAAUCUUACUAUCAUCAUUGAAACAAUGACAUAUCGCCACUCUGCAUGCAUCAGGCCGCCUCUGCUUCCAUUCAUUGUGUCGCCCCAGAAAUCAACGUUCCACCUCAAAGGCUCCUUUAGUAAAGUGAAAGCUCUUCAGAUGUGGUACUCAAAGCUUGAAUUUACAUCAGCAAACUCCACGUUAUUCAAGUCACUUGGGCCUAAAACUGUCUCUGAAGGGGUGUUGACUGUAGAUCUGGGCCUGGAUGAAGUCUAUACUUUGACAACCCUGACAACAGGCAAUAAAAGGUCCUUCUCGGAUUCUCCUCCAUCCCACCUUUUCCCUUCAGAUUACAAGGAUGAUUUCAACAUACGAAACCCACCUUUCAGUGAGGCGCCCAACUUUGCCGAUCAGACGGGGGUGUUCGAGUACUUUGUAAACACUUCUGACCCAGGGGAGCACGUCUUUACCCUCCGACAGGUGGUGACGCAGAGACCUAUAACUUGGGUUACUGAUUCAAAGAACCCCAUCAGCAUUAUAGGAAACUACAAAUGGGUAAACCUAGCAAUAACUUGUGAUGUUUACAUAGAAUCAGAUAAAGGAGGUGCUUUUAUAGCUGGAAGAAUCAACAAAGGUGGGAUAUAUAUCAGUGAUGCGAAAGGAGUUUUCUUCUGGGUGUUUCCAGAUGGCACCUACAAGGUCACCAAUGAUCUCUAUGGUGAAAAUAUCUUGAUGAAAGGGCUGUCUGGUGUUCGGGCCAAAGUGUGGCAUACACUUACUCUAAUUAUCAUGGGCUCCAAUGCUUCCGGCAUGUUGAAUGGCUAUCCCCUCUGGGAGAAUGUCACCAUAUCUGAGCCGGCGAAUGGCUGGGCUGCUAUUGGAACACACUCUUUUGCAUUUACACAGUUUGACAACUUUCAUGUUCAGGCCUCCUGAGGCUUCUGUCACACAUGGACAAGUCGGUUCUUUUCUCCUCCUUUGAACUAGUGCCAGUUCAAAUCUUGAAAAUCAUUUUUUUUUAAAUGAAUGAUAGUGGGAACCUUUCCUCCCCUGCUGCUUUUAUGAAUGAAUUUGGCUUCUAAAAUGUAAAUAUGUCUGUACCCUCCUAAUUAGGAUGUUCUCAGAAUUCAUACUUAUCUCCUGGGAUGAAAGCCUUGGUUUUAGACAGGGUCUCCCCCCCCCCCUUUUAUGAGCUAUAGUAGGAAUGAAACACUACUAGCCUUCUAAGUUUGUAUAUAAACAUUUAACAUUAAUUUAGGCAAUAUGAACAGGGUCACCUCACACGACAACUAUUUUUCAACACUUCUAAUACCUGUGCAUUGCAUUCUAGGGAUGUGCACGAAUCGCAAUUCGAUCGUCGGCUCGCAGCACAGCCCAGGCACCUUUUUAAAGGGAGGAGAGCAGGUCCAUACCAUCUCCACCGCUGGAGCUGCCUGCUGCAUCUCGGCGCCCUUGUGCACUGGUGGCGCUCCCCCCAGCUGCCUUUGUAUGACGGUGGCACACACGUGGCCUCCGCACGUGCAUGGAGACCAUGUGCAUGCCACUGACGUGUGAGGGCAGCUGGGGGGGGGGUACAUUCCUGCGAGAACUAAGAUGCAAAAAACCGUGCAGAGAUAAUUGCUCAGAGACCAAAGGAAUACUAAUGGUAGCAGAACCUCUACUAAUACUGGAAAAAUAACCAGAAAUUCAUAUGGAGGAAAAAAGGCAAUAAUAUCUGAGAAACAAAUUCAAGAUGCUAUCUUAGAAUGAAACCAUAUCAGUCAUAGUCCAGUAAACUGGAACAAGUACCAGUGGUCUGACAAAAAUACUAGACAUGCAUAUACAUUCCUGCAGCAGGUAGCUGCAGCAAGUGGCGGAGAAGCAGGUAUGGACCUGCUCUCCUCCCUUUCAAAGGUGCCUGGGCUGUUCUACAAAUCGCCGAUCAAAUUGCAAUUCAUACACACUGCUAUUCCAUUCCUUUCACCAAACUUCCACUUUCCAUCAGAAAAUUCCCCGGAUAUAUCUGACUCUGCAUAUAUGCAGAAGUCAGAUAAUCGAAAGCUAUCCCACCCACCCCCCCCCCCGCCGCCCACUUUGUGCUUUUAUAUCUGAGGUGAUAGAAUAAAGGGCUCGAUAGAUUUAAAUGCCUUCUCCCAGGAAAUAAGAGAUUUCGCUCCUAGCCUUUAAAGUCUUAAUUCAUCACACUAUUUUGGAUGGCUGACCGGGUAGCUUAUGAAGUGUAUUUUAAACUACCUCCUCUGCUAAUAGCAGUGUAGCGAAUACAUUGAAAGUGCCUGUCACUUAUGAUCGCCCAAGAACUUAUAUGGCCUUCAAUUGUCUGUUUCUUGUUGUAAGUGGGAGUGUGUGUGUGUGUGGGCGGGGGGGGAAUCUGAAAAUUCAAUGGAAAUAGUUUCCUUCGGGUCUAUGGGGAACACCUCUCAGGCAGCCUCCACACAGUUGCCUUAAGAGCUCUUGAGGCUGCCAGGCAUAUAACCAGGCUGGGGCAGCAUCAGAAGUCAGUCGGCUUAGGCACUGACCUGAGUGACGGUCCCCAGCCAGCCUUGCCGACCCCUGUACACUCCCAGUACCUUUGGCAGCAUUGUGCAAGUCCGCCAAGAGACCCGUCCAUCACUGCUUCACCUGGCACCAGGCUACCACCUAUGAAUGGGAGCAUCUUCCAGAGACACUGAAUCUCUGAGAGAUUCUCCCAGUUGAUGGGUAGUGAGGGCGGGAGGAGGAGGAGCUGCUCUACAAGUCUGUUGGGCAAGCAUAACUCAAGGGCAAUAACUCAAGCCAAGAGAGCUCCAGGAUAAUUCACUUUUUUUUUUUUUGAAGAGGGCCCAAUGGGCAGUGGCAAAAGGAGGAACUGCCCCUGUUCAAGGGGGAAGCAGCAGGUGCAGCUCCUCAUCUUUCUGCUCUACAUUUCAAAUUGGUGAAUGGGAUAGGAUGCAGCGGCACCUCCUGCUGCAGAUUCCUCCAUUUGUUGAUUAGGAGGAGUCAUUGCCCACCAGUAAGCCCUUCUCUCCGUGCCCCCCCUUCUGAUUUCAUUUUUAAGGGUAGCCAUCAGUGUUCCUUCUAACAGGGAUUCCCAGAUGUUCUUGACUACAACUCGCAGAAUCCCCAGCUGCAAUGGCUUUUGCUUGGGGAUUCUGGGAGUUGUAGUCAACAACAUCUGGGGAUCUCUGUUAGAGGGAACACUGGUUGCCAUGCAAACCCCAGAAUGGCAACUUGUUAGUUAAAACUAUAUCUUAGCCCAGGGCUGCACAAUUUUGGCCCUCCAGCUGUUUUUGGACCACAUCUCCCAUCAUCCCAAGACUCUGUGGCCAGUAGUUUUGGAUUAUGGGAGUUGUAGUCCAACAUCUGCAGGAGGGCUGAAGUUCUGCAGCCCUGCUCUAGCCUGAUUGAGGUCACUGGAAGACUGUGUUAGAAAAUGUCUCUAUAAGCCUCAGACUCCCCCCCCCGCCGGCCAUUCAAGUAGAUCUCUGAGACCAAGUUGAACAUGCAGUACUUAAUCUGGACUAAUGGAAGCUGCUUUUAUAGACACUGAUAUUCUACAGUUCUGUCCUGUCUGAGUAUUUCAAUGUUACACUACAUCACAGCUGAGCAGGUUUUUGUGGCUUUAAAAAGGGAAAUACGUGUGUCUGUGUGCUUUGACCCACCGGCCAGGAAUAGUGCCUUACAUGCUUAAAACUUCAUGUUUCUGUGUCCAUAACCCCCCUGCUGGAUCAGACUCUACCUAGGUCAGCAUUCUGUUUCCCACAAUGGCCAACCAGAUGCCUCUGAAGGUCUAUAAGCAGGAGACAGAGGCGGAACUCCUCUUACUGUUGCUCCCCAGCAAUGGAUAUCCAGAGGCAUUGUGCGGCAACUUCUUUAAACGACUCCUGUGAGUGCCUUAGGCGAGUAUUCUUAUUGGCCAAAUCUGCUGGUCAGACCAAAUUUUUAAAACAGAGAGCUCCUGCUCUUAAUUAGCGGUAGCCUAGGUGACAGCCCAUGUGAUUGCCAGGACGUGAUUGAAGCGUUUAUUCCAAAGAGGAUGUUUUUUUUAAUGUGUUACACUAGAUUGAUGGAUGGUUCUGUUUUUGCAUUAUGUAUACUAAAUGUAGCAUAAUCAAGAGUAUGGUUGUGCUAAAUUAUGAAUUAAUAAUUUAAAAGUUGCUGUGUUGUGAAUGUACUCCACAGGUUGUUUGCUGUAUGGAUUUGUAACAAGCUGCUCUUUAAGCAAAAUGUUGAUGUAUGUGAUUGACUACUGCAUAGCCUAAUGUUUCAAACUAAGGAAAAAUGUUUAAACUCUUUAUACAUGUAGAAUAUCUUAUUUAAAUGCCAUUUUUUCAGUGGGAUCAGAGAUAUGCUUUCCACUGUGAUUUAGGACCUAAAAAGUUGGAGCUGCCAUGCAAAAACUGUGUAAUUGAAGCUGCAUUUCUGCAGUCUAUUAAUUUCUAUUAAAAGAAAUACAUGCUGAAUUUUCACCAAA
Molecule: messenger RNA, 5848 nt
Organism: Hemicordylus capensis (graceful crag lizard)
Lineage: Eukaryota; Metazoa; Chordata; Lepidosauria; Squamata; Cordylidae
Gene: GALC
Product: galactosylceramidase
Exons: 17
Coding region: 265-2334 (689 amino acids)
Biological process (GO): galactosylceramide catabolic process
Cellular component (GO): lysosome
Molecular function (GO): galactosylceramidase activity
Source: RefSeq, a predicted model, not a curated record